AUGAGUAGUCCACCACUCCUAUUCAAGGUACUCAAUGGGCACUUGAUGAUCUACUGUUCAGUCUGGGAUAAGGGUCAGUCUGGGAGUUUCCUGAAGGCAAGUUUCCAUGGGACAAGGAUUGAAGCACAACUGGCAGAAUAUCAUAAGCUUGCUCGAAAAUUAAAACUUAUACCAAAGAUUGCAGAGGAUUACAAGGGUUAUGACUUCGAAAUUAAGUUUAAUCCUGAGGCCGGUAAAAACUAUCUUGUCAAAUAUAGGACUCAAAUCUAUAUUCCACUCAAGGAGCUCCUGAACCAAAAUGAAGAAGGAAUAAGCAAAGUACUACAUAAAAAAAUGGGUUCAGAAGAGACCCUAGAACAGGUGAACACAAUGGUAACAGAAGUGAAGAGGAAUGUAAAAAUGUUAAACGAUGAAGUCCAAAAACUAAAGGAUCUUAAACAACAAAAAAUUAAGGAAGCUGAAGAGAAAGAAAGAAAAUGUUCUACUGAGGUGGAGUCCCUUGAAAAGCAUAAGCAUUUACUUGAAAAUGGAGUUCAUGAAGGCCUCAGUGAAGCCAUGAGUGAAUUAGACGACAUUCAACAGCAACGCCAGCUGGUAUUACAAACAACAACUGAAGAAAGACGAAAAGUGAGCAAUAACUUACAACGUCUCCUAGAAAUGGUUGCUACCCAUGUUGGAUCUGUUGAAAAGCACUUUGAAGAGCAAAUUGUUAGAGUAGACAAAGAGUGUGAAGAAUUCAUUGCCGAAAUUUCCUUGAAAAAUAUUAAAGAAAUCGUAGACAAGUACAAAACGAAAGCUUCUGUUAUCUCUUCCAGUGAAUGA
Molecule: messenger RNA, 822 nt
Organism: Gracilinanus agilis (Agile Gracile Mouse Opossum)
Lineage: Eukaryota; Metazoa; Chordata; Mammalia; Didelphimorphia; Didelphidae
Product: kinetochore protein NDC80 homolog
Exons: 7
Coding region: 1-822 (273 amino acids)
Biological process (GO): attachment of mitotic spindle microtubules to kinetochore
Cellular component (GO): Ndc80 complex
Source: RefSeq, a predicted model, not a curated record